UUAUUCUAUACAUUAAAUUUAGUUGCGGCCUACAUUUCAAAGUGUUUUCAUUCAAAUUAUGGCAAUGAUUUUAAAAUUAUUUACGUUGUUGCUGACCAUCUCUCAGAGCAGGAGCAAUAAACGGCUCUUGGGUAAUCCUGGAUUUGACAACGCUGAUGCCUGGGAAUCUGGCUACCUGCCUUGUGCACUUGAGCAAGUCAUAUUUCCCGAAACAUAUCCAGCCGUGCUGCCACUUCCAAACAAAGUGGACAUCAGCGGAUUGGUGUUGCCACGUGAUGGCGCCAUUAUAUUCAGCGAUGAGUCCACCAUAACAUUAGGCGGUGAGUUGCAGCAACGCGAAUGUGAAAAUGGACGCAGUCGCCGCGCCUAUUUGAAGACGCCCUCAACAAGAAAAUGGUAUGAUCCCAACAGUUGGGUUAGCACCACAGCACAUGCAGAAAACACAGCCAUUCCGCAUUUGGAGCGCGUACCUUGCGAUAAUGAGACCGUGGUCUUGCAACGUACUGGACCGCUUUCGGUGGAUUUGGAGAAUAUUGCUUAUUUAAGGAUGGGCCAUUUGAAUUUGGCAGGCUCAUUGAUAUCAAGCGACUACUUGAAUUAUUUAAUACACACUGACAUUGGGCAGCUGCUUUUCAAAAACAGUUUGGACACAAUGGUGCAGUAUUAUCAUCAGGACACCUGCGGUUGUCAAAUGGACGCGUAUUUGUUCACUGAACCGAUUUGCAAGAAUGUUAUUGAGACUUGUGAACGACCACACUGUUUGGUGCCAGUAACGCCUCUCGAAAGUUGCUGCCCGAUUUGCGGCUCUGUAUUGCGCUUCGCCAUGGAGUACUGCAGCGAGCGAAAUUUGAAUAAACUGCGCAAAUUGAUUGCUGCUGCUAUCAAGGAGCAAGAACUUACCGCAGAUUUGGAUUACCACAUUAACUAUGUGAACACACCGCCGCAGGGGAAUUACCUGCAGGCAAUUGUAGUCGAUCGUGAUGGCUAUAGCGAGAAAAGUGUGCGCUUUAUGGCGCGUUUAAAUGCCACAACCGAUUGGUCCAAGCUGUUUGAAGGACCACAUCAACUGGAAAUGAUCACUUCUGGACGCCCUUAUAACCCGAAUAUAACCUUCGGAUCCAUCGUGCUGAUCAUUCUUUGUCUGGCGUUUGUGUCUCUGGUGGCCUUAGUCAUGUUCGCGCAUUAUGCGCCAGACCAUCGCUAUCUGCAUCUGGUGCCACAAUGGACAUACGACCCGAACCGUUGGCGUGCAUUCUUACUGCGUUCGUCUGUCAUGUUUGCACGUUUUGAUAAUGUGACAGCAGGUGGCGUCGACGCCGAUGUAACUGACGGCCCAACUAUGGGCUAUGAUGCCGAAAGCGGUCAGGUACGAGAGCGCGCCUUCGAUAACCCGAUGUUUGGGGGGGUAGGGGCUGGAAUUACCUCCACCUCUGCGGCAGUUAGCACACAAUCGGCACAUGGAAGUACCACAACGACAGCCGCCAUUGUCACCGUGGGCAUGCCAAAAGUUAAAGAGCAAAAGUUAGCAAUGAAGUCGAGCGGCAGUAAAUUAGAAAGCGUCACCUUAGUCGAUGCCAUGGAAGGCAGUGACAACGAGGAAGCACAAGAAUUGACUGAAAUCACACUAGAGGACUUGACGGGCGUGAACGACGGCGCAGAGGAGGAAACAAAGGAGUAAGUGAGCGCAUGUACCAGUAUUGGUGUUAGCGUUGCGGCGCAUUCCACCUGACGGUGGAAUCAUUAAAUUCAGUAUAUUUUUGGUUUGCUUACACAUAUAUAUUCAGAUACUUUGUGGAAUUUAACUCAUACAUAAUAAAGCUAUAAAUGGAUAUGCGAAA
Molecule: messenger RNA, 1838 nt
Organism: Zeugodacus cucurbitae (melon fly)
Lineage: Eukaryota; Metazoa; Arthropoda; Insecta; Diptera; Tephritidae
Gene: Amnionless
Product: protein amnionless
Exons: 1
Coding region: 59-1678 (539 amino acids)
Biological process (GO): receptor-mediated endocytosis; intracellular protein localization
Cellular component (GO): apical plasma membrane; endocytic vesicle
Source: RefSeq, a predicted model, not a curated record